Molecule: messenger RNA, 837 nt
Organism: Schistocerca cancellata (South American locust)
Lineage: Eukaryota; Metazoa; Arthropoda; Insecta; Orthoptera; Acrididae
Exons: 1
Coding region: 1-837 (278 amino acids)
Cellular component (GO): nucleus
Molecular function (GO): DNA binding
Source: RefSeq, a predicted model, not a curated record
AUGGAUGUCCAUAAGUUCGAUGCCUUCAGAAUUUACAAUUUUGAUGAGACAGGAAUAUCAAUGGUUCAGAAGCCAGGAAAAAUUUUAGCACCCAAAGGAGCUAAACACGUUGGCUCAGCAACAAGCUGGGAGCAUGGGAAAAAUAUUACAGUGUGUUGUGCAGUGAGUGCCAGUGGGGUAUAUGUGCCUCUAAUGUUUAUUUUUCCAAGGCUUAGGAUGACGCCGGCCCUACAGAAGGGAGGACCACCAAAUUCAAUAUACGAAAGUAACAAGAAUGGUUGGAUGACUGAGGAGCUUUUCCCAAAGUGGCUGAAACAUUUUGCUAACUUUACCAAAGCCUCUAAGGACCACACCAUUCUCUUGAUCAAUCACACUAGCCAUGUCUCUCUAGAAGCCUACAACUUUUGUAAAGACAAUGGAAUAGUAGUGGUAACACUGCCGCCUCACUGCUCACACAGGCUACAACCUUUGGAUGUGGCCUUUUUCAGUAGCCUAAAGGCUGCAUUUAAUCAAGAAUGUGACAGUUUUAUGAGGUCUAAUCCCCACCAGAAGAAAACUCCUUACGACAUUUGUCCUAUCUUUAGCAAAGCCUUCAUGAGGAUUGCUAACAUUGAGAAGGGUAUCUCUGGCUUUAGCAAAACAGGAAUUUUCCCUCUAAAUCCUUCCACAUUUAAUGACGAAGAUUUAAUGCGUGUGCACCCAGACAAAAAAAUAGGCCUAGCUUUACCCAUUGUUGGUGAUUUCAGCGCUAAUAAUGAUGAAAGUAGUGACACAGUUGUGCUCUGUUCUUCAAAGACAGCGACUGGUGUCCCUGAUGAUAGAGACAAAGCCUUUUGA